This is a messenger RNA of Cajanus cajan (pigeon pea), 1984 nucleotides long. RefSeq names its product cytochrome P450 71D11. The record is from RefSeq and is a predicted model, not a curated record. Gene Ontology annotation, molecular function: monooxygenase activity; iron ion binding; heme binding. Lineage: Eukaryota; Viridiplantae; Streptophyta; Magnoliopsida; Fabales; Fabaceae.
UUAGCAGCAGCAGCAGACACCGCCACAAAGCAAUAAACUGCAACCAAAAUCCUUAUCUUUAUCAGAAACCCUUGCUUCUUGUCACCAUGGACUCUGUGAUACUCUACCUUAUCUUGCCCUUUUUCACCUUAUUGAUUGUGGUACUGAAACUAGGAAGGAAUCUCAAGAAAACUGGGUCAUCUCCAAAUAUACCCCCAGGACCAUGGAAACUACCCAUCAUAGGAAACAUACUCCAUCUUGUUACAUCUACACCACCACACCGUAAAUUAAGAGACUUGGCCAAAAUAUAUGGACCCUUGAUGCAUCUGCAACUAGGAGAGGUCUUCGCAAUCAUUGUUUCCUCACCAGAAUAUGCCAAGGAGAUAAUGAAAACCCAUGAUGUCAUCUUUGCAUCUAGGCCUAAAAUUCUAGCUUCAGAAAUAUUGUCCUAUGAAUCCACAAGUAUUACUUUUUCACCUUAUGGGUAUUAUUGGAGACAGUUACGAAAAAUAUGCACGGUAGAGCUUUUCACCCAAAAGCGUGUAAACUCAUUCCGAACAAUAAGAGAAGAAGAGCUCACCAAUUUGGUUAAAGUGGUUAGUGCACAUGAAGGGUCGACCAUCAACCUCACUGAAGCAGUACUUUCGUCAGUAUAUAAUAUCAUUUCAAGAGCUGCAUUUGGCACAGAAUGCAAAGACAGAGAUGAAUUCAUAUUACUGUUAAAAGAAGCACAAGUAGCAGUAGCAGGGUUUAGCAUAGGUGAUUUGUUUCCUUCUGCUAAAUGGCUUCAACUUAUUACUGGUCUGAGGCCUAAGCUUGAAAGGCUGCAUCGGAAAAUGGAUCGGAUACUAGGAGACAUCAUCCGUGAACAUAAAGAGGCAAAGUCAAAGGGCACCAAAGAAGGCAAUGGUGAAGUAGAAGAAGAUUUGGUUGAUGUACUCCUAAAAUUCGAGGAUUGUAAUGAUAGUAACCAGGACAUUUGUUUAACUGUUAGUAAUAUCAAGGCUAUAAUCCUGGACAUCUUUGCUGCUGGAGGUGAGACAGCAGCAACUACCAUAAAUUGGGCAAUGGCGGAGAUGAUAAGGGAUCCAACAAUAAUGGAGAAAGCACAAGUUGAGGUUAGAGAGGUAUUUGGCUUGAAAGAAAGGGUUGAUGAAAUUUGCAUCAAUGAACUCAAAUAUUUGAAAUCAGUUGUCAUGGAGACACUAAGGUUACACCCCCCAGCUCCUCUUUUACUUCCAAGAGAAUGUGGAGAAUCAAGUGAGAUUCAUGGAUAUCAUAUACCAGUUAAAAGCAAGGUAAUUGUGAAUGCUUGGGCAAUAGCAAGAGAUCCAAACUAUUGGACAGAAGCAGAGAGAUUUUAUCCAGAGAGAUUCAUUGAUAGCUCUAUUGACUACAAAGGGAAUAAUUUUGAGUACAUUCCAUUUGGUGCUGGAAGAAGAAUAUGCCCUGGAAGCAACUUUGGUUUAAUAAAUGUUGAGUUGGCCCUUGCAUAUUUGUUGUAUCACUUUGAUUGGAAGCUUCCAAAUGGAAUGAAAAGUAAGGAAUUGGACAUGACCGAGGAAUUCGGAGUUACUGUUAGUAGAAGAGAUGACCUAUAUUUGAUGCCUGCCACUUCUCGUCCUUUCCAGAAAUCACUGUGGAGCACUGAGAGUGAGACCAACCAGAAAGAAACGUGCACUGCAGAAGGAAAAUGAAUAUUUUAGUCAGGGUUGAUGGAAGUUUGUGUUGGCCUGAAUGACUCUUCUUUUUCCUGAGUACUCUUUGUUACUAGUUUAUGGAUUAUGGUUCCUGAUACUCACCCUAGAAAAAUAAAAAAACUGCAUCGUUCCGUGUGUUUCUACGUGAGUUUCUCUAAUUUACCUUCUACUGCUGCCAUUACAAACUGAUAAUGAAAAAAAAUUGAUAAUUUGUUGGAACUAUUCAAAUAAUUUUGUGUGAACCCAUCUUAAAAAUUUCUCCUUCAAAAUUCUUCUGAUGGAAAUCCAAUCCAUCAUUUGCUUCA